UUCUUGCAGCAUGCAACAUUCAAUAGGAUUGAAAAAGGGCUUUUGAUGCAAGGCAUAGCUUUCAGAAUAUAUUUGUGCCUUUUAGUUAGCUAAUAGAAAAUCAUAAUUUAUUAUCUUUAAAUUUAAAAUGCUGCCUCAUUUUUCUUCUGGUUGGUUUCAUUUUGGCUUCACUAGAAGAUGCAUCUGGUACAUCCACGAUUGAGGAGUUUAUUAAUGAUACUGUCGUUCAGUUCACUUACUUUUUUUCCUUUUAGAGUCCUAGCUAGCCCACAGAUUACAUGAUCACAUGUUCAUCCAGUCAUUCAUAUAGAACACAAACCACCAUGCAUGAUUUCUUCUUUCUUUUUCCUCUCUGCCUUUUUUAUUCCUUUUAAGUUGCUUUGUCAUGUUCUCCUUUACCAUCCUGCUUAGUCUUUGUCUUCCCCUCGCUGCUAUCUGUUCUAUAUUUUCCCAUGCUUGGUUACUGCAAUAUUAUUUGAUUAACGGGCUGUGAUGAUGAUGAACCUGCACACUGGAGGAGCAGCUACUACAGUGGUGAUGAAGGGAUGUAAUAAUGGUCGCUAUCCUCGGAAUUCUCUCUACAGUGACUGCAUAAUAGAAGAAAAGGCAGUGGUCCUGCAGAAAAAAGACAAUGAAGGAUUUGGAUUUGUGCUCAGAGGGGCAAAAGCUGACACACCAAUUGAAGAAUUCACCCCAACUCCAGCCUUUCCUGCUUUGCAGUACUUGGAAUCUGUGGAUGAAGGGGGAGUAGCAUGGCAAGCUGGCCUGAGAACUGGAGACUUUUUGAUCGAGGUUAAUAAUGAGAAUGUAGUGAAAGUUGGCCACAGGCAGGUGGUGAACAUGAUUCGACAGGGGGGCAAUCACCUCGUGCUGAAGGUUGUCACAGUAACCAGGAAUCUUGAUCCAGAUGACACAGCAAGAAAGAAAGCCCCGCCACCGCCCAAGAGAGCUCCAACCACUGCACUGACCCUGCGCUCCAAGUCCAUGACCUCAGAGCUUGAAGAGCUUGUGGAUAAAGAUAAGGUGGAUGAAAUAGUGCCAGUUUCCAAGCCAUCAAGAAUUGCAGACAAUGCAACUGUGGACUCAAGAGUGGCWACUAUAAAACAGCGGCCUUCUAGUAGAUGUUUUCCCUCAGCUACAGAUAUGAAUUCCAUGUAUGAGAGACAGGGUAUUGCUGUGAUGACGCCCACUGUCCCAGGGAGCCCUCAAGGUCCUUUUCUGGGUAUACCUCGGGGUACAAUGAGAAGACAAAAAUCUAUAGGUAAAAUGCCUCUCUUGCAUGGRAUAACGGAGGAAGAGCGGCAGUUUCUGGCCCCUCCCAUGCUGAAGUUUACCAGGAGUCUCUCAAUGCCCGACACCUCUGAAGAUAUCCCACCRCCACCGCAGUCCUUACCUCCCUCACCGCCGCCCCCUUCCCCCUCUCUGUACAACUCCCCCAAAUCCCUGACGGCCCGGAGCUACGGAACCAUCAAACCUCCAUUCAACCAGAAUUCAGGUGCAAAAAUCUCUUUGGUUCGGCCCGAGAGCGUGGGGACGAUGAUAAGGGACAAAGGGAUCUAUUACAGGCGGGAGCUGGACCGAUACUCSCUGGACUCGGAAGAUCUGUACAACCGGAGCGCUGCGGCCCAGGCCAAUUUCCGCAGCAAGAGGGGCCAAAUGCCGGAGAACCCUUAUUCUGAGGUGGGGAAAAUUGCCAGCAAAGCGGUUUAUGUGCCGGCCAAACCGGCCCGGCGGAAGGGGAUGCUGGUYAAACAAUCCAACGUGGAGGAUAGUCCGGAAAAAACCUGCUCUAUUCCAAUCCCAACCAUCAUCGUCAAAGAGCCAUCCACCAGCAGCAGCGGGAAAAGCAGCCAAGGGAGCAGCAUGGAGAUCGACCCGCAGUCCUCAGAGCAGCCCGGGCAGCUCCGGCCCGACGACAGCUUGGGGGUCAGCAGCCCGUUCGCGGCCGCCAUCGCGGGAGCCGUGAGGGACAGGGAGAAGAGGCUGGAGGCGAGGCGCAAUUCCCCAGCCUUCCUGUCCACAGACCUGGGAGACGAGGAUGUGGGAUUAACGCCGCCGACCCCGCGGAUGAGGCAGUCCAAAUUCGCCGAGGAGGCCAUGUUUGCCAGUGAGGACGGUUUCCGACAGCUCAUGUCUCCGUCUCCCAUCCCCGCCCCCCGAGAGCCCGAGAACCUUUUYAACAGCAGCGAGCCCGGCAGCCAGAGCGACUCAAGGACAUUGAAUGCUCCGUCCAAAACGAAAGGUCCUGACGGCGGUACGGGGGUAGCCAAGCCCCUGAGCGCUCCCAGCCCGGACAGCUAUGUCCACCCGGUCACGGGCAAGCUGCUGGACCCCAACUCGCCGCUUGCCCUGGCGCUCUCGGCCAGGGACAGAGCCAUGAAAGAGCAAACGCAACAGAUUCCAGGCAAAGGGGACGCCGUCAAAACCGACCUUAACAAACCGCUUUACAUCGAUACAAAGCUGAGACCCAACAUGGAAACGACUUUUCCUGUUACUGCCACUGUCACCAGGCAAAACACCCGUGGCCUGUUGAGACGGCAGGAGACUGAGAACAAGUACGAGACGGAUGCAGGGAAAGAAAAGAAAGCUGAGGAGAAGAAGAACAUGUUGAUAAACAUCGUGGAUACCUCGCAGCAAAAGUCGGCUGGCCUGCUGAUGGUGCACACCGUGGACACGGCCAAGUCAGAUGAUACACCCGAGGAUGAGGAGGAGGAGGAGGAGGAGGAGAAGGGAGCCGAGAUGGAGCCGAGCCCUGAGAACUCCCCGCCGGAGAGGCCGGAGGGCAGCGAGGAAGCGGAGAGCGAGCUGAGCGUCCCUGCCGCGCCCGAGCCCCCGGCUUCUCCCGGCAAAACCAUCGUGUCUGCCAGCUCCGUGGACGACCCCGUCAUCCUGCCCUUCCGCAUCCCCCCGCCGCCCCUGGCCUCGGUGGACAUCGACGAGGAGUUCCUGUUCACCGAGCCGCUGCCCCCUCCCCUGGAGUUCGCCAACAGCUUCGACAUCCCCGACGAACGCGCGGCGGACCUGAUGGCGCAGAGGAAGAACGGCGCCCCUUCGCCCGGCCAGCCGGCCAACGCCCUGGACGGCAAAAAGCCGGCGGGGCUCUCAAACUGUUUGCCCGCCUCCUUCCUGCCACCCCCCGACAGCUUCGACAACGUCGCCGACUCCGGCAUCGAGGAGGUGGACAGUCGGAGCGGCAGCGACCAUCACUUAGAGACAACCAGCACUAUCUCAACGGUGUCCAGCAUCUCUACCUUGUCCUCGGAAGGCGGGGAGAACGUGGAUACUUGUACAGUCUAUGCAGAUGGGCAAACAUUUCUGGUGGACAAACCCCCAGUACCUCCUAAGCCAAAAAUGAAGCCCAUAAUCAACAAAAGCAAUGCACUUUACAAGGACGCGCUGAUCGAGGAAACUGUAGACAGCUUUGUGAUCCCUCCACCCGCCCCGCCCCCGCCUCCCAUCAGUGCCCCGCCCAACCUGGCGAAAGUUGUCCCCCAAAGGACAUCCAAGCUAUGGGGGGACGUGCCCGAGGUGAAAAGCCCGAUUCUCUCAGGCCCCAAGGCUAAUGUCAUUAGUGAAUUGAACUCAAUACUGCAGCAAAUGAACAGGGAGAAAUCCUCAAAGCCAGGGGAGGGAUUGGAGUCGCCGACUGGAACGAAAACCGCGAGUCUCAGUACAAGGAGCACGGAAGUCAUGAGCACUGUCUCAGGUACACGAAGUACAACCAUCACUUUCACUGUCCGCCCCGGAGCCAGCCAGCCCAUCUCCCUGCAGAGCAGGUCCCCCGACUAUGACAGCAGGACCUCAGGAGCCAGGCAYGCUCCCAGCCCUGUGAUGUCACCGACAGAGAUUAACAAAGACAUCCUGCCUGCCUCUCUGACUGCCUCUGCUUCAGCCUCCUCUCCGUCUCCAACUCUGUCCGAUGUAUUUAGCCUCCCCAGCCAGCCCCCUUCUGGGGACUUGUUUGGCUUGACCACAGGGCGCAGCAGGUCUCCUUCUCCCUCAAUAUUACAACAGCCAAUCUCAAAUAAGCCUUUUACAACUAAGCCUGUCCACCUGUGGACUAAACCAGAUGUGGCAGAUUGGUUGGAAAGUCUAAACUUAGGUGAACACAAAGAAACAUUUAUGGACAAUGAAAUAGAUGGCACACAUUUACCAAAUCUACAGAAGGAAGAUCUGAUAGACCUUGGAGUGACUAGAGUUGGGCACAGAAUGAACAUAGAAAGAGCUUUGAAGCAGCUGCUGGACAGAUAAGAAUAGCUAUUUUGCCUCACCAACUUGUGUUGAUAACUAGAGAUGGGCUGGUACUGACAUACCCCAAAUGCCUUGUCUGUCUGCGAGUGCCAGCAAAAUUGGGGGGGAGGGGGAACACAGACCAAUUCCUGGUACUCAGGUGAUGCAGACUGCCUGCUACAUGCCCAAACACAAACCUAAAGAUGCUAAAGAUGUGGGGCCAUUUUAUUUCAAAGCUGUGGGGAGAUGUGUGAGAGAGACAAUUGUUAACUUAAAACAUGRUAUCUCUUGAUACUGCCCUCGGCCGGGACCGUCACGGGAUGAUUUUCUUUUACAAUUGCAAACAUUUCAGGGCUUCUUUUAUUGGAAAAACAAAGAAUUGCAUUUGCUUUUAUUCUCUUCUUGACAUUCAGUCUCRGAAUGGGCUUCCUUCCCCAGCCCUUGGUUCAUUUUUAGAGGACAGGUUGCUCCAUUGCCACUCAAACCCAGUUUGACCGGCAUCAGAGAUACUGAGCUGGGUGCAGGAGUUCACGUUGCUCUUUUUUUACAGCUUUAGCUCCCUGGUUUGUUGGCAGUGAAGCUGGUUCUUGUGCUGGAGUCAGUCCAAAGGAAACCUUGCUCUGUUUUACCUGGUAUUUCUUUAUUUCUGCAGUUGUAUUUAGCGCUCUUCCAAGGUGGCAGAACAAGUGCAGGGCACGCUCCGUUGGGAUGGAGCAGGGGCUGAGCAGAGGUCGAGGAGGGACAACAGAACACACAGAGGGACAAGAGAGCAGAGCUGGGUGGAACCUGAGACCCCCUGGUUCUCAAUCUGCUGCUGAAUCAAGUGUGAACUCCACGAGCCAGGACAGAUUUUGGGUGCAGCUUUGGGGCUUGACAGAGCCACAGAGAGCUGAGCCCUGCGAGGGGCUGUGUAAUCCAGGAAGGGGUGAGAGCUUGGCUGUGCUGAACAGCAGGAAGAGGAAAGGAGAGAUGGAUGUUCCUGCUGAAAUCAGGGGGAAGGGUGCCAAGAUGUGGAGUGAGAGAGGGAUUUCAGCCUGGCAGGGGUGGAGCUGCUGGAGCUCCAUCUGAGAAGGCAGAGGGGUGAUGCCAAGAGGGAAAGCACUGCUGAGCGUGGCAGGGCACGCGUCCCGAGAGCCAGGAGGGCUGGAGAGGGAUCCAGAGCCUCAUCCCUGCUCCCAGGAACGGGCUCAGGACAAGGACACCGGGCUGGGCACUGCCCCUGGCCCGUUCCCUGGCACCAGGGGAAUUCACCCUGCCAGAGUCCGGGGCAGAGAGGACGUUCCAGGAGAUGUCCAUCAGCAGGGGACAAACACCCACGGCUGCUUCACAUGGCUUUAAAAAAAAAAAAACCAACUAAUUUUUUAAAAAUUUUCAAGUUAACAAGUCUCUCUCUGCAUGUUUGAACUCCCCCUUGUAAUUAACACCUCUGAAUAUCUGUGAGUUUUGUAGGUCUUUCUGGACAGAAUAUUCAAGAUGUUCAAGGUGGGUAAAUUGGGUGUGGACGGCUACACUGCCUCCCUACCAAACUUUCAGGCUCCCUUACAUUUUGCAAGGUACCUGAACUUUCUUUCCUUGAUAUGGUCCUUGAUAUGGUCCAGCCUAUCUCUAAUUUUUUUAUUAUUGUGAUUAUUUUUUGCUCACAAACAAGUGUCUAAUUAGGUCUGCAACAGCCCUAGUAUGAGUACAUAAAGUUUAGCAUUUUAAAUAUCUUUCUUUACUGCAAGUUUAAAUAGUUGUACAGAUAGUUUAUAAGCACAAUAUUUUAAGAAAAUAAGUGGCUGGUCUACUGGGCAGCCUUUGUGCCACUUCAGUGCUAGGAAGUUAAAAACAGAAAAAAAAAAAAAAAAAAAAAAAAAAAAAAAAAAAAAGAAAAUAACUUUUUGUGGUUUACUACUAUUUCUGUGGAAUAACUAAAAAGUCUUGACCUUUUUAAAAUCAACCUCAUUUGGAUGCAUCUGAACCAGCAGAGCUGUGUUAUAUUUUCUAUCUUUGCUAGAACUUCUACAGAGGAGGAUGAGUGUUUCUUCAAAAGUGGUUACAGUUACCAACUGCAUUGGAAACUCAUAAAAAUCAAUUUAUUUAARCCUCCUGCCCCCUUUAUGGAACAGCAAAUCUUUUGACUUAACAUCUGUUACUGCGCUCAGUUUGUGUUUGGGGAGUUGCGAGGAACCCUGUGAUAAAAACAAGGCACCGAGGCGUUUUCCUKCCAGGAGUGCUGAGUUUUUUCCAGGGGAGGUGUAGAAAAUGGCAGUUCCACUCAGAUAGGUCGAUGCAGGCAACUUGAGGCCAUCACACACUUUCAAGAAGUGAAAAACAAAAAGAAAUAAUGGUAAUUUAGCCAUCAUUUGUCUUCCAUUUGGUGAUACGACAGAAUUCAGUAAAUAAACCACUGAUGCCAUGCUCUUUAUUUUUAUUUUUGUUUCUUUGGGUACAGUUGCUAUUACCUCUAUAACACGUGCCAGAAAUACGUUAGGAAAUCAAUACAGUAGUACAAGAGAAAUGUAGAAGUUGACUUUUCAAGCUGCUUUUUUUUGGAUCACAACCUUCCUGUGGGUCGGGCUGCCACACCCGGGGAGUGCCAGGGAUGGAGGGGUCCCUGCUCAUCCCUCCCUCGCACAGGAAUGGUCCCUGCUUGUGCAGCUCUUCAGGAAUUCCAUGGGCAGGCACAGAGCCAGGAGGAAAGAGCAGAUUAAAGAGCUCUAAGGGAAUAGUUUUUGUUUUUCAUGUUGUGUCCUGCAAAGCAAAAAGGUAAGGGAGACCCGAGGGGACCUACCAGGAGCACCAGGACGCGCCUCUGCCCGGUGGAGUUGGGUCUCCAGCUCCGAGGAGGGGUCUGAAAAAAAAAAAAAAAAAAAAAAAAAGAAAGCAAUAGUAACAGAGAAUGCCAUGGCCUCCGAGUGUUUUCAUCAGUCUGGAAAUGUUGGGGGGAGGAGAGAAGACCCAUUUCCUUCAUGCUACUCUGAUAGUGAAAAACAAAGUCGUUAGAGAUAUUAAGAUAUUCUGGGUUUUAGGAUCAACUUUUGUUUAUAUACUGUAAUUUAAAUAAAUUGCAUUUACAUGCCUAGUUUCUGUAAUAUUUGUGUAUACAAUACCAAAACCUUACAAGAUGUAAAUUGUGUAUAACUGCACAGACUCCUUGCCCUAGGUGUCUGAGAACAUUUUAAGUUUAAUUCAUAUAUUAUAAAAUGACUAGAUGUGACUGUUGAUUUACAGAAUUUACAUAUCACAAAAAGAAGUUAAUUAUUUGUGGUACUUAAGUUAAUAAAAAAUAGUGAUUUUUUUUUUCUUUUCCUCUCAGUUCUUAAAAAGCAUUACCCAGUUGAUCUGGCGAUGAUUAUGUGUAUGAGCCACAAAUAUUGAUAAUUUUUCCAUUACAUUUUUUCUUUUGUUUUCUAGAUAUUAAUAUGUUUCUCGCUAUAGUUUGUGUAACAACUUGUGUUCACGUUAUCUAUGUUGCUGUAAUUUUUGUGCUUUAAUUCCUCUUAUUUCGACUGAUUAAAAAAAAAUCAAGCUCCUGUAACUUGCACUUUUCCCCAAUCCUUAAUACUCUUGUAUGGCAACCAAAAUUACUGUAAGAAAUAAAUAUAAUAUUGCACUAAGGGUGUGGUUCUGAUUGCAAACAGAGAACACUGUCUGGAUUUUUAUUAAAAAAAGAAAAAAAAAGUUGCCAAAAAAGUUGCAAUUUGUUAUUGAAAAUGCAUAAAAUGCUUUAACAUUUUAGAGUUAGAUUUAGAUUUUAGAUAGAACCGAGGGAAAAUUAUUGAUUUAUUGUYGGGAAAAGCGUUCCCUGUUUAUUCCUUCUUUUACUUUGGUUAAAGCAUUCCUUAUGCCGAAUGUUCCGCUCAUUUGCCCAGUUUCAGGGGUCAUGCUUGGAAUCUGGAAAAGCAGGGAGUUUCUGGAGGGGAGAGGUAGAAAACUGCACCCUCUGGUUCUUGCCUUAAGRUGGAAUUGCCAAAUGCAGGGAAUGCUGCUGGUCCUGGCUGAGAUGGGUGGGAUGUGCCCGAGCUUUGUGCUGCUGACACUGCCCUGGGGCUGCUGUGCCUCACCAGGGCACUGAAAAUUGGGGUUUGGAGGGUUUUGUUAGUGGGAUGGAGAUUUGCCCGGGGCAGAGCAGCUUGGUGCAGGGGAGAAGGGAACAGCGCUCCGUGUCCGAAUUUGUGCAUCUGUGACUCAAAUCUGUACCAGCGGGGUCUGUUUGUACUGUCAAUAAAAAAGGCUGCGAAUGGAAAAACAAAAAAACAACAAGGAAACAAUUCACAUCUUCUUUUGGCUUAAGUUAAAGAUUUGUUUUUCUGUCUUUAAAUGGUGAUGCAAUGCCGAAUAUUUUCUAUUUUUAUUUUCUAAGAUAUUGGAAUAAAUGCCUAGAACUGUUGCCAUUUGGUUUCAUAUGUUCCUUAACUAUGAUUCUCAGCUGUCAUUCCAGUUCAUCAUUUUUGUAGUUCCCUCUUAUUAUUUCUCUCAUGAUUUCCAAACAACAAUUACUUGGCAGCUUUGUUUUGUUAAGAACGUAGAUGAGAACCAGCCUGUUUGGUGUGUUUUGGUUUUUACUUACUUCAGGUAUUGUGGCAAUCCAGUGCUGAACACCUGUGUAUCCAAAUAAAGUCAGGUAUUUCCAGUACAAAACAAAGAAUGCUUUGCAAUUAUCACUGCUUGUUGGCCAAAGAAAUGAGAAGAGUUGAUCAUUGCUGUCAUUGUGAGCAUUGUAUCAAUGUGUUCUGCUUUAUUCUUUGGUUUCUGUAAUUUUUUUCUGUUUUUUUUUCUGUAUUUUCCUCCAUUUCGUGGACUUUUCACCCCCUCUGGCCUCGACUGGGCCACCCAGAGCAGCACAGUUGUAACAACGCUUCAGAA
Molecule: messenger RNA, 9078 nt
Organism: Malurus melanocephalus (red-backed fairy wren)
Lineage: Eukaryota; Metazoa; Chordata; Aves; Passeriformes; Maluridae
Gene: SHANK2
Product: SH3 and multiple ankyrin repeat domains 2
Exons: 9
Coding region: 493-4251 (1252 amino acids)
Cellular component (GO): dendritic spine; postsynaptic membrane; postsynaptic density
Molecular function (GO): ionotropic glutamate receptor binding; synaptic receptor adaptor activity
Source: RefSeq, a predicted model, not a curated record